Molecule: messenger RNA, 2463 nt
Organism: Sphaerodactylus townsendi
Lineage: Eukaryota; Metazoa; Chordata; Lepidosauria; Squamata; Sphaerodactylidae
Gene: SIX1
Product: SIX homeobox 1
Exons: 2
Coding region: 263-1117 (284 amino acids)
Biological process (GO): regulation of transcription by RNA polymerase II
Cellular component (GO): transcription regulator complex; nucleus
Molecular function (GO): DNA-binding transcription factor activity, RNA polymerase II-specific; RNA polymerase II cis-regulatory region sequence-specific DNA binding
Source: RefSeq, a predicted model, not a curated record
CGCCUCCGCUGCGCCACUCGGCUCGGGCUGGGAGCGGGAGAAGCCGCAGCAGCAACAGCAGAAGAAGCAGCAGCAGCAGCCGCGCGCUCUGGUAGCCACGCAGGCCCGGCUGGGGCUGGGACGCGCCGUCGGGGGUCCUUCCCGCGCCUCCCGGGGUUCGAGGCCCGGCGCGGGCGGCGGACGGAGAAGCAGCCCCGUCGUUUCGGCUGGGGAGCGGGGGGGGGGGAACCGGGCCGGACCGGGCCGGGGGGGGGGGUCCACCAUGUCGCUGCUGCCGUCGUUCGGCUUCACGCAGGAGCAAGUGGCGUGCGUGUGCGAGGUGCUGCAGCAGGGGGGCAACCUGGAGCGGCUGGGCCGGUUCCUGUGGUCGCUGCCGGCGUGCGACCACCUGCACAAGAACGAGAGCGUGCUGAAGGCCAAGGCGGUGGUGGCCUUCCACCGGGGCAACUUCCGCGAGCUCUACAAGAUCCUGGAGAGCCACCAGUUCUCGGCGCACAACCACGCCAAGCUGCAGCAGCUGUGGCUCAAGGCGCACUACGUGGAGGCCGAGAAGCUGCGCGGCCGCCCCCUCGGCGCCGUGGGCAAGUACCGCGUGCGGCGCAAGUUCCCGCUGCCGCGCACCAUCUGGGACGGCGAGGAGACCAGCUACUGCUUCAAGGAGAAGUCCCGCGGGGUGCUGCGCGAGUGGUACGCCCACAACCCCUACCCGUCCCCCCGCGAGAAGCGCGAGCUGGCCGAGGCCACCGGCCUCACCACCACGCAGGUCAGCAACUGGUUCAAGAACCGGCGCCAGCGCGACCGCGCCGCCGAGGCCAAGGAAAGGGAGAACACGGAAAACAACAACACCUCGACCAACAAGGCCAACCAACUGUCCCCCCUGGAAGGACCCAAGUCGCUGAUGUCCAGCUCGGAGGAAGAGUUUUCGCCGCCCCAAAGCCCCGACCAGAACUCGAUCCUGCUGCUCCAGGGCAACCUGAGCCACGCCAGGAACUCCACCUAUGCCUUGACCGGCUUAAGCGCCUCGCAGCCGCCCCACGGCCUGCCCGCCCACCAGCACCAGCUGCAGGAUUCGCUCCUGGGACCCUUGACGUCCAGUUUGGUGGACCUGGGCUCAUAAUCGCGGAGGCCCGGGCGGGCGCCCCCCUCCCCCAACGCGGCACUUGUACACAAGGGGACCUCAGCCUCUCACCUGGCUUCCUCCCACCUGGUGGUUCUUAAAGUGACUCUUCAGAUCUUUCUCUUUUUUGGCCGGGAAUCCAACCCCCUCCCAUUUUCCCCACUCUUUUUUUCCAUCGCCCCCUCCCCAAAUUGGUUAUAUCUUAGCCAAACAAAGGUUACCCCCACCCAGGUGAAUGGAUACACACCUGUACUCCACAGGCACAGUAUCCUUUCCAAAUAAUUUAAGCUUUAGUAGGGAUGGCAAAUGGUUUCGUUUCGCUUUUAUUUUUAAAGGGAGGGGACCCCAUCCAGGCAAAGAGAAGCACUGAUACCACUCCCAAGGAGAAAGUUAAGCUUCAGGCUAGCAUCCUAGGCACCCUUACACGGGAGUAAGCCACCUUGGGCACAGCAGUGGUUUAGAAUCCUGUUAGACCAGGGACUUUCAAAGUGCUGAAUUUCUGGACGGAUCUUGUCCCUCCCCCCCCCCCCCAAGGAGGCGAAGAUGAUUUUACAGUAGCCACCGCAAUGCUGUUACUCGGAAGUAAAACUCGUCGGCUUCCAAGGGGCUUGCACCCUAGUAAGUCUGUCUUUGGAGUAGUAUUGCUUAAGGGGCGGAGGAUAAUUUUAUCCUGGCUUGAAGUUUGAGGAGAUCAAAAAGGGAGAGGGGGCUGUCCCCAAAUAUUUUAUUAUUUUGAAAGGGAGGCUUGGAGAGGGUGAAUUAAGUUUACAGAUUUUUUUUUUGGGGGGGGGUGUCAGAUUUAGCGUUCUGAAAUAUUUUUUUUUUUGGAAGUAGCUUUACACGGAUGGAAACAAAACGACGGCAGCAUUAGAAGCUAGCAUUCUAUCUAUGUCUUAAGAGGCAGACGUGUGAGCCCUGUCCUCCUUUAGAGUAAAGUGUAACUCUCCCCCAGUCCCCUUCUUGGUUGUUUUUAUGUUUGGGGUGAAAUUCGGAAAUACAACCACGUGACUUUGGGGAGGGGGGGGUUAGAAAAAAAAUCAUCAGCAACGACCCAAGAGCGAUUUCUCCCUGGAAGUCUGUCCAGAACGCCUUGAUCUUUUUAUAGGGUUCCCCCCCCACCCCCACCCCCUUGGUGCUUUCUGUUUUCCUAUAGUUUGGCUUGCAAAUAGGAUCAGGGAGAAAACAGCCCAACACCCCAACUUGGCGAUUUUGCUUUUGGUUUCCAGCGGCAGCUUGCGUUUCCCUGCCUCUCUGCCGGGUUUCUAGUACCCAGAAGGAAUCUAAAUUAAAUCCUUGAUCAACUGAAUGGAAAAUAAUAAUAAUAAUAAUAAUAAUAUUAAUAAUGA